Pseudophryne corroboree (corroboree frog) is the source of this 1206-nucleotide messenger RNA. It is a transcript of the gene FCER1G, whose product is annotated as Fc epsilon receptor Ig. Gene Ontology annotation, molecular function: IgE receptor activity. Lineage: Eukaryota; Metazoa; Chordata; Amphibia; Anura; Myobatrachidae. The record is from RefSeq and is a predicted model, not a curated record. Gene Ontology annotation, cellular component: membrane; Fc-epsilon receptor I complex. The coding region runs from base 129 to 413 and encodes 94 amino acids. Gene Ontology annotation, biological process: cell surface receptor signaling pathway. The transcript is spliced from 6 exons.
UGGACACACUGUCUCGCUGUCAGGCUGAAACCCUGCAAAGCUCUAAAGGACGUCAGAGCGUAGAUCUCGCAGCGAGACCGGCCGGUCCCUAACCAGCGACUUCCAUCACCCUAAAUCAAGCUGCAGGAAUGCAGGAGCCCGAGAUCUGCUACAUCCUGGAUGCCAUCCUGUUUCUGUAUGGAAUUGUCCUCACAGCUCUCUACUGCCACCUGAAGGUGAAGGUAGCCAGGGCUCAGAAGAAGAAUCCUGGGGCGACGCUCUAUGAGCCUCUCAGCUGCCCGGAGAAACAGAUAUAUAGUGAGAUCGGGAAGAGCGAGGCAGGAAUUGAGAUGAAGGGAUCAGAAGGUGUUUACACCGGCCUUGGCCAGACCGAUAAAGCCACAUACGAGACGCUGAACAGGGGGGGCAAAUAAUGAUUCCUGACAACUGCAACCCGCAUCCACUCUGUGACUUUAAAUGUGUUGCGUAUCGCGCAUGUACGUCCUUCCGUAUAUAGGGCUCCUGUAUCCCACUUCUCUGUACAACAUUUGUAAGUUGCAUUGUUUUGCCAGAUGAGUAGUAGCUAGUUAUAUCACUGAGGUAUGAGGCACAGUAUUCUAAAAGCUUGGCUAUAAACGGCCCAUACAACCCAGCAAGAUUUGCACGAGUGCCGGGCUGCCGCCUUCUAAGGGCGUGAUGUGGGACAGCAUCACCGCCUGCACUAAACAGACAGCUGAUAAUCCUGCUGUAGGAGGCAAAAGGUUAAAAAAUUCAAUCACUCUGACACCUUGUUUUGUGAAACCUGAUUGGACAUCUGCCCAGCAGCUCAAUCUGACACAACAAAGCGCUGGGAUGUUGGUGCACUUGAAUUUCAGACUUUUCCUGAUGGUUCCGGUGGGAGGAUUGUCCACUGAGCCAUGGGGGGUCUCAAAUAUCUUACAUGACUGCAGCGAAAGGUGUCCAGCUCUGAAUCAGCCCUAUGGUGGCCAUUUCAGAUGCUGGAAGGUGUGAUGUAAGCUUAUAAUUAUAUAUGAAUGAAAUAAUUCUGAAUUAUGUAUAGUUACAGGUAUUAUUACCUAAUCAUUGUGCGGUGAGGUAGGUGUUUUAAGUAGGUCUGGCAGAAACGUUGUUAUUCCUGAGGAUGUAAAAACUGAUGUAUAACUGUAUCUGCAUUCCGCUAUUAAACUGUUCCCUGAAUAAAGCCUCUGUGGGCGGUGUUCCUGUGUC